AAGAUUCCUGGAUUAUUAAGUCAUCAUUAUUCGAAAAUCAAAACCUUUUUCAAAAAAGAGAAACAGAAAUACUUGAAUUGCAUUUAAUUACCUCUCAUUGAACUUUUAUGGCCUCAAUUCUUGAGUUCAUUGACAUUAUCAUUUUCAUCAUUGGCUUUCUUGGUAACCUGAAAAACUGCCCAAGAAAGUGGCAGAAUCUCAAAAUCUUUGCCAACUAGUUCUCUGUUUCUUGUUUCUUUCCCUGCCUGGUUUUGGAAACCUGUGUUUUCUGAACUAGUUAUUCCAGAAAUGACUGUUGAUGGCUGUAGAGGGGCCAGAGAGGACAUCCGGGAUGAUUUUCCAGUGGGAAUGCGCAUUCUUGCUGUCGAUGACGACCCUGUUUGCUUGAAGCUCUUGGAAAAUAUGCUUAGCAAGUGUCAAUAUCACGUAACCGCGACAAAUCAAGCAAGAGUGGCACUGAAGAUGUUGAGAGGGAACAGAGACAAAUUUGACCUGGUUAUAAGUGAUGUCCAUAUGCCUGACAUGGAUGGUUUCAAACUGUUAGAGCUUGUUGGUCUUGAGAUGGACCUUCCUGUCAUUAUGUUGUCGGCGAAUGGUGACACCAGGCUUGUGAUGAAGGGAGUUACUCAUGGUGCUUGCGACUACCUGGUGAAGCCUGUGAGGAUUGAGGAGCUGAGGAACAUUUGGCAGCAUGUAAUCAGGAGAAAGAAGUUUGAUUCCAAAAUUACCCAGAGCAACUCGUCUGGUCGGGAUCAUCAUCACUGUGGAAGUGAGGAAAGUGGACUGGUGGGGGACCAGUCAUCUGCUUCUGCUGUUCAUCAUCACAAUGAAAAACUCAGCCAUAAGAGGAGAAAGGAUGAGGAGCAAGAAGGAGAGAGUGAUAAUGGAGAGGAUGAUGAAGAAGACCCAUCAACACAGAAAAAGGCUAGAGUCGUCUGGCGUCCAGAACUUCAUAGGAAGUUUGUUGCAGCCGUUAAUCAGCUGGGCAUUGAAAAAGCUUUUCCUAAGAAGAUUCUUGGUCUGAUGAAUGUUGAAGGGCUUACUCGAGAAAAUGUAGCCAGCCAUCUCCAGAAGUAUAGGUUAUACUUGAAAAGGAUCAGUUUGAUUCAAACUCCCUAUGGCAGCAUCCCGGCUGUGUUUGGUGGCAAAGAUUCUGCUUAUAAUAUUCGGAUGGGUUCACAGGAUGGGUUCAGAGACCUUCACACAUUGGCUGCACCUGGACAAUAUAGCCAUGCUAAUACGUUCUUAUCAUCAUCACCAUAUUCAUUUAGUAGGCUUAAUACAUCUGCUGGUGUGAGCCUUCAAAACCUUAACUCACUCGGUUUGCUCCAACCAAGUCAUCCCCAAACUUUAGGAAACCUCACCCUUGGUCAUCUGGGGAAGUUGAACUCGAAUGGCCAAAGCUCAAUUAGUUCUUUCCUAGGCACUCCGUCACUGGAGCUUGACCACGUCCAACACAGUAAGUUUACCACAAGUGUACUGGGCCUCAAUCAGUUGGGAAACUCAAGGCUUCUUACAGCUACUAGUAGUAUAUGCACAGGCUCUGGAUCUUCUAUGGGCAACUCAAUCAAUACUAUGAUUCUUCAAAGGAACUCCCAGUAUGGACAGAAAAGGGAAGGGUUAGGAAACCCAAAUUCUUUAUGGUCUGAUCCAUUAAGUAAGGACGCUUCUAACUUCCUUGACCAUGGAGGAGGAUCAAAUGAAACUCUGCAGAAUCCUGCUCUGGUUUCAAACGUGCAGGCAAACCACCCUUAUUUAUUGACAGAAGCUUUUGGUCUCAGCAGCCAGUUGAGUAAAAAUAAAGAUGGAUGGAAUUAUUCUACAUCCGACCCUCACUUACCGGGCAGCCCUCUUCUUUGUCAUUCUUCUACUGCCUCUGCUUCUAUGCUUCCUGAAGAGGGAACGGGGGGUUUAACACCAAACCAUGAAGCUCUCACAGGCAAUCAGAUACCUAGCCUACUGUGGGAAGAGCAUGAAAAGAAUCACAACUUGACUAAUGGUAUGACAUGAUGCCUUUUAUUAUAAGCCAGGGUGUUGACCAGAAUUACGAUGUCUUCAAUAGAAGGAUGGAUACAUCUUUAAUUGGUCAAGCAAAUGGAGGUUCUUCGGUUCACCUUCAAGACUCGAGGGUGAGAAGCAAUGAAGACUACCUUUUGAACUCUGCAAAGACACUGCUUAAUAAUGGCUCUCAGGGUAG
This is a messenger RNA of Cuscuta campestris, 2197 nucleotides long. NCBI's taxonomy places the organism in Eukaryota, Viridiplantae, Streptophyta, Magnoliopsida, Solanales, Convolvulaceae. The record is from the annotation of a GenBank genome assembly.